Messenger RNA from Taeniopygia guttata (zebra finch), 6387 nucleotides. It is a transcript of the gene DET1, whose product is annotated as DET1 partner of COP1 E3 ubiquitin ligase. NCBI's taxonomy places the organism in Eukaryota, Metazoa, Chordata, Aves, Passeriformes, Estrildidae. The record is from RefSeq and is a predicted model, not a curated record. Gene Ontology annotation, molecular function: ubiquitin-like ligase-substrate adaptor activity; ubiquitin protein ligase binding. Gene Ontology annotation, cellular component: cullin-RING ubiquitin ligase complex; nucleus. Gene Ontology annotation, biological process: positive regulation of proteasomal ubiquitin-dependent protein catabolic process; protein ubiquitination.
UGGUGGCGCCCUCCCGCCGCUGUGCCGUGGCGGAAAGAUGGCGGCGGCCAUGGCCUGAGCGGGACCCGGCGCUGCCCCAGCGGUGAGCGCGGCCGCGACCUCUCCCCGGUCUUCAACCGGCGCGGUGGCACUCGGUCCACCGUGUCCCUUUAGCCCUCGGGCCAGCGGGAGAUCCCCGGUACCUUUGGCGGGCCAGCCCUCGGCUCCCCCCGGGCUUCCCUGGAUCUCAGUCCCUCCUCAUCCCGGGGGACCGGAGCUCCUCGCUUCCCUCUCGGCAGGAUGAAGAUGAAGUAGAGCUCUGGCCAUGGACCAUGAGGCCCCCACCAUCAGGCCCCGGCGCAUCCAGAACCAGAACGUCAUCCACCGCCUGGAGCGCCGCCGGAUCAGCUCGGGCAAGGCCGGCACCCACUGGCACCAGGUCCGCGUCUUCCACCAGAACGUCUUCCCCAACUUCACCGUGGUCAACGUGGAGAAGCCGCCCUGCUUCCUGCGCAAGUUCUCCCCCGACGGCCGCUACUUCAUCGCCUUCUCCUCCGACCAGACCUCGCUGGAGAUCUACGAGUACCAGGGCUGCCAGGCGGCCGAGGACCUGCUGCAGGGCUACGAGGGGGAGAUCCUGGCCAACGGCAACGACCAGAGGUCCGUCAACAUCCGGGGGCGGCUCUUCGAGCGCUUCUUCGUGCUGCUGCACAUCACCAACGUGGCCUCCAACGGGGAGCACCUGAACCGCGAGUGCAGCCUGUUCACGGACGACUGCCGCUACGUGAUCGUGGGCUCGGCCGCCUACCUGCCCGAGGAGCCGCACCCGCCCUUCUUCGAGGUGUACCGCAACAGCGAGUCCGUCACCCCCAACCCCCGCUCCCCGCUGGAGGACUACUCCCUGCACAUCAUCGACCUGCACACGGGCCGGCUCUGCGACACGCGCACCUUCAAGUGUGACAAAGUCAUCCUGUCCCACAACCAGGGGCUGUACCUGUACAAGAACAUCCUGGCCAUUCUCUCCGUGCAGCAGCAGACCAUUCACGUCUUUCAGGUGACGCCCGAGGGGACGUUCAUCGACGUGAGGACCAUCGGCCGCUUCUGCUACGAGGACGAUCUCCUGACCCUGUCCGCCGUGUACCCCGAGGUGCAGCGGGACACGCAGACGGGAAUGGCCAACCCUUACAAGGAGCCCUUCAUCAACUCCCUGAAGCACAGGCUGCUGGUGUACCUGUGGAGGAGGGCCGAGCAGGACGGAAGCGCCAUCGCAAAAAGAAGGUUCUUCCAGUACUUUGACCAGCUGAGGCAGCUCCGCAUGUGGAAGAUGCAGCUGUUGGAUGAGAACCAUCUGUUUAUCAAAUACACAAGUGAGGACGUGGUCACGCUGCGGGUGACAGAUCCUUCCCAGCCCUCCUUCUUCGUCGUGUACAACAUGGUGACCACGGAGGUCAUUGCCGUGUUUGAGAACACAUCUGAUGAGCUGCUGGAGCUGUUUGAGAACUUCUGUGACCUCUUCAGGAACGCCACCCUGCACAGUGAGGCUGUCCAGUUCCCCUGCUCAGCUUCCAGCAACAACUUUGCGAGGCAGAUCCAGCGCCGGUUCAAGGACACGAUUGUGAACGCCAAGUACGGAGGGCACACGGAGGCCGUGCGGCGGCUGCUGGGGCAGCUCCCCAUCAGCGCCCAGUCCUACAGCGGCAGCCCCUACCUCGACCUGUCCCUUUUCAGCUACGAUGACAAGUGGGUGUCAGUCAUGGAGCGGCCCAAGACCUGUGGUGAUCACCCCAUAAGAUUUUACGCCCGUGACUCUGGCCUGCUGAAGUUCGAGAUCCAGGCGGGCCUCCUGGGGCGCCCCAUCAAUCACACAGUGCGGCGCCUGGUGGCCUUCACCUUCCACCCCUUCGAGCCCUUCGCCAUCUCGGUGCAGCGCACCAACGCCGAGUACGUGGUCAACUUCCACAUGAGGCACAGCUGCACCUAGAGGGACUCGGGGCUGCUCUCCUUGGCGCUGGGCCUCUGCCACAGGUGCACCAAAGCCAGACACUCACACCUUCUGGGAAACCAAACCAUCGCUCCUGGAAAGAAGCCUCACCUUGGAGCUCCUUCCUGUGGCAUUGCAGGGCCCUCAGCCUCAGCUGUGGAAAGCUGAUCCACCCCAGUCAUGGGGGUGGGUGGAUGCUUCUGACUUUGUACUGUGGAGAUCCUCCUGCUGUCCUUCCCUGUUCCUGUUGAUGAACAAAGCGUAGCUGAGGUUCCUUUCCUGGUUUCCCAGAGGCAUGGCUCUUUCCUAUCCUGCUGUGGGUCUUAGGAUAGCAGAGAUGGAGCUCUGCAUCACACUUGUGGAGCGCUCCCUUCUGCACUGGUGGACAAAUGACCUGUCACAGAGGGAAGGGAUGGGAGCCAUGGGGAGGGCUUGGAUACAGCUACCCCUGUUUGUAUCUUCAGAAUUGCUAGGGAAAUGAGAUCCUGCUCUCAUCCAUACAAUCUCCGCAUGUCAUUUUAACAUGCAAGAGGUCAGGAAAAAAACGGUGGGAGAAAUCACUACAGUUGAGAGACAUGAGGUGUGUUCCUGACCCUUAUGCAAGUCACUUAAUCUUUGUGCCUUAGUAAAAGCUCCUAAGUGAGAGGUGGUGUCAUAGCAGCAAGCCAGGGCAGCUGGUUGUGUCUGUAAUGCACGAGGUGGGUGCAGGAGGAAGAUGGGUGCCUGGGAAGGGUGCGGGGAGCAACAGCAGCUCCUUGGUCAUAUCAGAAGGACUUUUCUGCAGCAUGGGGGUUAAUCCUCGCAGCCAUCUGCACGUUGUGCUGCCAGCUGCUGGCACCCUCCUGUGUGUUGGAGUACCAGCAUAGAAAAUGAGUAGGAUUUGCCCAGGAAGAAGGGUAGAGACCUGAAUUCAGGUUCGCUGCUGUGGGUGGGCAGUCUGGAGAUGAACUUGUUGCUUACCUCUGUCUGUUUGAUACACUGUUCUCUGUGAGAACCCAGAUGCUGUUUCCAGGCUUCAGAACACAGCUGGCCAGCGUGGCAGUGUUGGCUGGACCAUGGCAGUGUUUGUGCUGCUGAUAAAUUAAGCUCCUGGGUGUAAUUACCUGCCACUGUGGGCUGGUGCGGAUGCUGGCCUGCCCUUCUUGCUUAAAAAUGGAGUUUUUGGUUGUGGGCCAGCAUUUGGGGGUUUUUACAUGAGGGCUGGUUUAUGACUGCUGCCAGGCAGCACAGCCAUCCCAGCAUCACAAUGUGCUCCUUCAGAGGCUGCAGCCUGUUCUUGUCCCAUUCCUUUAGGAGGUACAGUGGGGGCAAUAGAAAAUUGGUGCUAAUACACAGGAGACCCUCUCCAUGAAAGGACCCUGUGGGUGUCUUAAUUGGACCAAAAUGAGCUGUGGGUGAUGUGUUGUGGCCUCAUGCCUGUAAAGAGGAGUGCUGGAGUCAUGCAUUCAUUUUGCUGGUGAUGCACUGGAGAAGAGCUGUGUGGGUGGGGGUGCCUGCUCAUGGUAUGAGUGGUGGACCUCAGAAUUAAGGGUGUCCUGAGGUCCUUGAAUCAUCCUUCGCUCUCUGCCUCACUGUACUUCUCUCCUGGUCUUGCUAAACAUUAUUUCUAGAAAGACAAUGCAUUUCACUGCUCUUUUCCUGGUGUUUGCACUGUUGGUGUCUCAGGUCUGUCAGGAGUGCCAGCGGGUCAGGAGACUGCUAACAGAGGAGGUGUCAGUGCUUUAGCUGCAGGUUCCUCUCAUCUAAUAACACUAUUUGUCAAGGUUUUAGGGUUUUAUCCUGUGAUCUGUUCCUCAAACAUUCAAUUAAAGCUCCAAGUGGAGAAUCGUUUGCACACUGUAGAUCAUGGAUUUACCUCCCUCUGCACCACUCUCACAGCUGUUCGCACUUCAGUAUGAGACUUUUUUUUCUCCCCAAGCUUCCAGCUGCUCCAUCUGAGACUUUGUUUACUCCUUGGUGUCACAGCCUCAGGAAGUCAGUGCUUACUAAAUUAGCUGUCAGAUCUCCAUUGAGACUCCUUUUUUCAGUGGCAAAAAUAUAAACUUCAGCAUUUCUGUAAUAGGGGCUUUUGCUAAAUUGAGGCUUCCCUGUGUGAAGCAGAGUGUGGCAUGGAUUGUUGGCCAUGGGGCUGAGAGAGAUCUGUUCUUAGCUCUACUAUUAAAUUGUGAGGCUGGGGGCAAAUCUUUUCCUACUCCAGCUGGUGUUUUCUUCUCCAUAAAUGAGGCCAAAAACAUAUUUUCAUCUUUUGUAAAACACUUUGAGAUUCAUGGAUAAAAAGUGCUGGGUAAGUGCUAAGUAUUUUCUUAUUAUGUUUGCAGACAAACUGAUCAUACUGGGUACUAAUUGCCUUGGAGUAGCACAGCAGAUCCUCUGGUCUUGGCUGCUGCAUUUUAUAUCAACAACAGAGUUAAUUUUGUUACAGAAAUUUAUGGAAAGAAAAGUCUCUCAUGCUUGAAAUUUUGAUUCUUUUAUUUAAGAAACAAAAAGUGUGUGUGGUGGGGAGGGAAGGAGAAAAGGGGAGAUAUUUUCUACCUGAUAUUUUUCCUAGGUUAGGGUAAAGAUUUGUUAGCAACACAAGACAAAACCAGAAUAAACAGAAUUUGCUUUAAAAGUCUGAUUUAUUGUCUUUAUCUUCCAAAAAUCUGAAUGGUAUAGAUGGGAAUUCCUUUGCUAAGAAGAGAUGGCAGGGCUGUGCAGACAUAUCCCAUGGGAGCUUGCUGCCUCUUCCUGGCACUUGGAGUACAAGUGUCCUUAAGAAUAUUCCCACCUGAGGCAUUUCUGUAGUUCCUGCAGAUUUCUCUAAUUCUUGUCUACAUGAACUAAUGACGGGAGAGGAUUUCUUGGUUACAUUUUUCCCUUUGUAUAUUAUUACUAGCCCAGCUUGUACUCAGGGACUGUUCCUUUAUUCCAUUUACAGCAUUUAUCUAACCUUUUGGUCACUUUCUGCAUGAUCGAGGGAUGAAAGCUUGUUGUGGUUUAACCCCAGCUGGCAGCUCAGCCCCACAGAGCCACUUGCUCAGUCCCUCACCUGUGGGACUGGGGAGGGAAUCGGGAGAGUAAAAGUGAGAAGACUUGUGGGUUCAGAUAAACACUGAUUAUUGGGCAAAAGCCACAUAUAAGCAAAGGAAACCGAGGAAUUAAUUCCCACUUCACAUGGUCUGGCAGGUAUUUAGCCACCUCCAGGGAAGCAGGGCUCCAUCCCCUUUUGCCCCAGCCAGAGCUGGCACAAAGCUGAGCACACCUUGCUUGGCAGAGCAGCCUGUCCACUGCUUUUAGGUUGGGCUGAGGCACUCAGAUUUUCCAUGUGCUGCUCCCUGCCUCUUGCAGAACAGUCUGGCUGAGAACUCUGCAGCAUCCCUGUUUGUGUUAGUUCCUCUAACCAUCUGCAUCUUGAGCAGUGAUUUUCCUUUGAACCUUUGCCCCAUUUCUCAGCUGCUUUCCCGUGCAGACCUUGAGCACACCAGAAAGCUCUUGAGCCCGUGGCUUUUCAGACAGGCACUAAGUGAGGAGGAGAUGCUUGAGCUGGAAACUGUGUUUGGCAGCAAAAUCCCAUCUUUUGUUGCUUCUCGUGCUGCCUUUGCUUUAAGAAAAUAAAGUAGUGAAAGCAGGACAGCUGCAUUAUUAUAUGAAAGGCAUUAGGCAGCAAGGCACAGAAAUCCCAUUAGAGUCAAACAUAUGGAUAUGUUUAGGAUGUGUCCCUACUAAAGACUCCUAUCAAAUAACCUUCCAGUGCUCAUGGCCGGCCCUGAUUUAGCUGUCUGUGUGUACUGCCAGGACCUUCCUGUUGCGCAGGUGCUGCAUCUGUUAAGCUCUUCCCUUGGUCAUUUGGACCCAGCUAGAAGAAUCAGGUUUCUGAUGCUUUAAGAAAUCCCUUUGUUUUUCUUCUUUAGGAUCUGUCUUGCUGCUUUUCUGCCAGCUUUUCCUGCAAGGAUCUCUCAGGGCUGUGGGCAGAGAGAUGGUAAAGGGAUAGCAAUGAGACAUGUGGCCCUCUCACAGCUGUUGUCCUUCUGGGAGCCUUAUAUAGGUGCAUGCUGCAGAGCAAAUGGAUGUCCUGUGGACAAUGGGACAGGAUUUUGUGGGUUUACUUCAUCCUUGCUAUGCAAGUUCCAGAGUCUGUGUCUUUGAUGUGCCUGAAUCUUGUGCUUCCUUGUCUUGUUAAAUGGUAGUAAAAGCUUUUCUGGUCAAAUACUCAUGAGGAGGAGGGAAUGGUGAAAUGGCUUUUUAUUUUUCAUUGUUUUCCUUGCUCAGGGGCUGUGGGCUGAGCUGUGCAGUGCAGUUCCAGCCUGGUGCUGGCUCAGGCAGCCCCAGCCCCUGCUAGAGCUGUUUGCUGACCGUGGUUUGAUUUGACUUUGUUUCUCUUGGGGAAAAGCUGUACUUACUCUGUAAGGAAAAAAAAUUCUCAGAAAAAUACUGAUGUGGGAAAAACA